Pseudopipra pipra is the source of this 3914-nucleotide messenger RNA. It is a transcript of the gene ESM1, whose product is annotated as endothelial cell specific molecule 1. Bases 1478 to 2035 code for a protein of 185 amino acids. Gene Ontology annotation, biological process: angiogenesis; positive regulation of hepatocyte growth factor receptor signaling pathway. Lineage: Eukaryota; Metazoa; Chordata; Aves; Passeriformes; Pipridae. The record is from RefSeq and is a predicted model, not a curated record. Gene Ontology annotation, molecular function: integrin binding; hepatocyte growth factor receptor binding. The transcript is spliced from 3 exons. Gene Ontology annotation, cellular component: extracellular region.
ACAAGAGAGAAGAGUUAAGCAUUUUGUUUCCUUUUCAUCAAUUAACAUUUGCAUUUGUGAAGGUUUUCCUGCUCUCCUGUAUUUCCAGCAGAAUCAUUCAUUUUAUUUGGCAGCCUACUGGCAGUGUCUUUAGCCCGGUUGAGACACAGGAUUCCCAAAGGGCAAGCUGGUCACACAGAGCUCAGUUUGCUUCGGUUCCCACUAACUUCCCUGGCAACAACUUUUGGUAUUCAGAGGUUUACUUAUGGCUAGCUUUAUUCCUUUUUUCCUUUCCUGUAGAUUUUUCCUUAGUGCAGAGAUUGUCAUAUCUUCAGUGGCUCAUCAGUUUCACUGGACUCUUCAGUUGUUUGCUGUUCCUUGUCAAGGCUCUGUCAGGAUGAAUAAAGACUAAGAGGGGAGACAGGGGAAAUUGAGACUUGUUUUCUGUUUAUUUACAUUGAUUUCAUUGAAGAGCAACAUCAGGACAUCUCAUAGAGUGUGUCAAAAUAGAAGUGGUAUAAAGUGGGGGAGAAUCACCCCCCUGGAUCAAUGUUAAGUCUGUGUGGAUGGUGCUGACGAUGGAUGGGGAUUUCCCCUGUGGCUGUGAAGUUGUUGCAGCUCACUGAUCAUUCUCCUGAACUUCCUGUGGAAGAUCCCACAAAAUACUAAUUUCUCUCUGACCAGUUUUUCAUUCUAGCAAUGAUCUUUGAGUGAAAUGUUUAAUUAAUCUCCACCUAAAUACUGAUUAAAAAGAGCUAUUUUGAUGGAGGCAGAAAAAACUACUGAAACAUCUGAGCUUGGCUGUUAAAUGACAUGAUCUCACUUAACUCCUUAAAGUAACUAUCCACGUCACCUAAGAGGGUAUGGCAAAGAUUUAUUCUAUUAGAGGUUAUUCUUUCAGCAGUGAGGUGAUUCAAUGUGAUUUACUUCUGGCCGUAUGAGCUAUGAUAGCAAGGCAGAGAUCUCCUGUCAGCAGUGUGCCCAGCGUCAGAGCAAUCCCUGUCCUGGAAGAAGGUAUGUGACCUACUCAGGGUUGAUUCCCCCCCUCCCCCCACUUCUGUGUGUGCUUUUUUUAAAAAAAUCUUCCUCCUUUUUUUUUUUCUCCUUUUUCUUUUUUUUAUUUUGGCAGACGUCCUUGAGCAUUUGAAACGGAUGUGAGAGAGUUUUUAGUCCUCAUGCAAAACAACCAACUAAACAUAACAGAUUACAUCAGCUCAGGCUUUUCAAUUCCUGGAUGGCAGCAGAGUGCUAAUCCAACCUUCAUCCUGGAUUUCAUAAACUGAAACAAGGGAGGCUGGCAGGAGCAGCGCUGCCGGAUUGAGGAAGCUGACGACGGUGCAACAUGUGGGCAACACACUUUAUAAAGCUCAUAAACUUGUAGGCUGAUGUGUGCAGCUACCACUUUGGAUUCUGUACUGCUGCUUCCCUCAGCAAGAGGCACCAGCAGGCUCAGCACUAAAACCUGCUCUUUGGGACGGAGCAUUUACCCCUGCAAGACAUGAAGGGCUUCCUGUUUCUCACACUCCUCCUGAUGCCCGUGCAUGCUGGAACUGCUUGGAGUGCGAAAUAUGCAGUAGAUUGUCCUGAGCCCUGUGACAGUAACGCAUGCAAAAGUACCUUCCGCUGUAAGCGAACGGUGCUGGAUGACUGUGGCUGCUGCAGAGUCUGUGCAGCUGCUCUGGGGGAGACUUGCUAUCGUACAGUCUCGGGUAUGGAUGGUGUCAAGUGUGGCCCUGGGCUGAAGUGCCAGUUUUACACUGAGGAGGAUGACUUUGGUGAUGAAUUUGGUAUCUGCAAAGAGUGUCCCUACGGUAGCUAUGGAAUGGAAUGCAGGAAAACAUGCAACUGUCCCUCUGGCAUCUGUGACAGAGUAACAGGGAAGUGUUUGAAGUUCCCAUUUUUUCAACUGUCUGCUUCAAAGCCUCCCAAUCGACGAAAAAUAAUUUCACACACAGACAAUGACAUGGCAUCAGGGGAUGGAAAUUCUGUAAAAGAGGAAUUUGCUAAAGAGAAAGCUAUUCACCCUCCAAUAAUGAAAUGGCUAAAUCCUCGCUGAUAUUUGCUUACACUUGUAAGACUUUCAAGUGAAUGCAUUUCCCACAGAUUAAUGAAUAUGCAACAACACACUUUAAGAACAAAGUAGAUCUAUAGCAUAUGAAAAUGUAAUCUCUGAAGGUCAAUUGUGAUCUGUUUUUAAUGAGAAAAAUGUUUACUUUAAAAUAGACUGUACAGUGUAUAUGAUUUUUGAUAUUUGUUUUGAUAAGUAUUUGAACAGAAAUGUAUUGUGGAUUCUUGAAUGUAUAGUAAAACUGAAAACCUAACAUGAUCAUUUAAAUAAUGCCAGAGGCCAACUCCUACAGCCAGAGGCUGGGAAAGCUCUCACUGAAAUCAUGGGACAGUUUGGGUGAGUGAUACUAUUGACGUGGAGCCAACAUGAAAGAAACAAAUCCCAGGACAGAAAGCAACACCCCUGAAUCUCAAUAAUAAUAACAUGGGAGAACAACAGUGUGAUUAAAUUAACCAACAUUAGUUGCUAGUAAUUUUCUGGGUUUUGGAAGUUUGGUGACAAUUCCUUGGAGAUAAAUAUGCCUUUUUUCAGUGAGAAUAGACCCAGCACUUCAGUUUAUACAUUAUGAAUAACUUAGACAAAACACUGCAGACAUAUAUAGUAUUUAGGUGGAUUUCUAAAGCUAAAUUUUGUACAGAGAAACAGCAGAUUGGUAAAUUCUACUGAUUUGUAGAAGGGGAUCUGAAACAAAAGAAGCUGCUUACCAUUAUUUAAAUAUAUAUGUUUCUAUAAACCAACUAAUUAGUGCCAUUAAGAUGACAUCUGCAUUUUUUGGAGAAGAGUGGGUCCAAUGCAAGAGGCCAGCAAAUGGACCUUUAUAUUUUCCACCUUGAUUGUCGGCUACAGCCCAGAUCUGAUUCACAAGGAGUUUAUUUGAUCUAGUGUAGGGAAGACUCAGACCCUCAUCAAGUAGUAGUUCAGCCAAGACUACAGUAUUUUGGUAUCCAGUACUUUGUGUCUCAAUUGCAUGAGCAAGCUGUCCUGUUUCAGCCAGGAGAAUAACUUAUAUGUGUUAGUGUGUUGCAGAACUGGCAGACCCUCAUUCAGUCCAAACAGGACGGAUGAUACAUGUGUAAGUCGAAAAUCACCACUGAGGUGGAUUUGCUAAUAUGUCUGGAAACAACCAGAUACUCAGAUAAUAGAAAUUGGUGUAGCUGUGUCAAUGAACCUGGAUUGUGUGAGUUUAGAAAUUGCCUUGAAACGCAGAGCACUCCCAUUGGAAAUCUGGUUUGAAUUGAAUAAUUCCUUUGAAAUUGAUGUGAGCUUUGACAAUGACUUCAGUAAAAGAAGGAACAUAUAGUUCAGCAGCCAAAAUCUGAAAACAUACUUUUAAACUAGGAACAACAGAAACUUUUGAAGAGUUGAUCCAAGGCCAACAGCUGUGGAAGCAGGAUGCUUUCACCAGGGAAAGCAGAGAUUAAUCGUGCUGCUCUACAACAAGAGGAUGAUGACAACAAUAGACAUCCAGACAUCAGUACAGCAGUGCAGGCUCUCCUGCCAUGGUAAUUGGAGACAUAUGAAUGUAAAUUUCAAACUAGCAUAUACCACAUUUCAACUUGUGUUGAAUGUUAGGGUCUGAGAGGGAGCAAUUUUAUCUUGGGCUAUUUAAAAGCAAGUGUAUUGAUUCUCAUCUACUGAUAUCAAAAGUAAUUUUUUCUUGAUUUCAGUGAGAGCAGGAUCAAAUCCACAGUCCUUGAGCAGAUGAUGACAAUCAUUUAAAGAACAUAGUAAAUAUUGCAUACAUUAUUAAUAUUUUGCAAGUGUCAUAAAUGGCAUUAUGAGUUCUUGAAUGUAAAACUAAUAAGCUGGUUGGUUUUAAAAAAUGUAAGAUUAUUACUGUUCAAUUAAAAAAAAACAACUGAAAGCA